AUGCCAUGCAUUUUGGAUCAAACUCUAUAUAUAUACAUAUUAUUACUUAUCAUAAAAAUCUUGACUGAAAAUGAGUUCCAUAAUCUCUCUUCUUGGGCUUCUACUCGUCAUCAAUAUUCUAUCUUUGCAAUAUUCUUAUGCUCAGAAGAGCAAAAUCUCUGCGGUUUUUGUGUUUGGAGACUCGACUGUGGACCCUGGAAACAACAACUACAUUUCCACCUACUCCAGAGGGAACUUCCCUCCUUAUGGCAAAGAUUUCAUCAAUCAUGAGCCCACCGGAAGGUUCAGCAAUGGCCGACUUGUCACUGAUUUUAUAGCUGAAUUUUUGGGGGUUAAAAAGAAUUUGCCUCCUUACUUGGAUCCACGUUUAACCAUUCAAGACCUCAUGACUGGUGUUAGCUUUGCCUCUGCUGGUGCUGGUUUCGAUCCCAUUACCUCCCAACUUGGCAGAGCACUUACACAACCACAACAACUGGAUUUAUUCAGAGAAUAUAAAAGAAAACUACAAGCGGCGAUAGGAAAAGAAAGGACAGAUGAUCUUGUUAGGAAUGCAGGGUACAUAGUUAGCUCGGGCACCAAUGAUUUCACCUUCAACUACUAUGGACCUGUACUUGUUCGACGCUCAACUUAUCCCAAUAUCGCGGAUUAUCAGAAAUUUCAGUGGAAUUUGAUUGAACAAUUCAUGCAGGAUCUGUUGGAUGAGGGUGCAAUGAAGAUAGGAGUGGUUGGUAUACCCCCAAUUGGAUGCUUGCCUGCUAUCAUUACCAUCAACUCAAAGAAACCUAUCUCCAAUCGUGAAUGUAUUGGAAAUCUUAAUUCCCUUGCAAGAGAUAUUAAUCAAAUGCUAAAAACUAAUCUUAAAGGCCUUCAAAGACCAGGCACCAAGAUCGUGUAUGCAGAUAUAUACAACCCUCUCAUCGAUAUGGUUAACCAUAAGACUAAAUAUGGUUUUGAAGAGGCUCAUAAGGGUUGUUGUGGAACUGGUUUGAUUGAAGCAGAUUUUGGGUGCAACCCAACUUCUCCGUUGUGUGAUGAUGUCUUAAAGUAUGUAUUUUGGGAUGCAUUCCAUCCGUCCGAAAAGGGUUACCAGAUUAUCUUCAAUUCCCUCAAAUCGCUCAUUCAAGAUAACAUUGCAUGAGUUACAUCCCAUGAUUAUUGUACCUUUUUCCGUGUUUUGUUAAAUUUUUGACCAUUUGUAACACACUAUAGUCAAUAAUCUCAAAUAAAAGUAUAAUGUUUCUUUAGAA
This is a messenger RNA of Lactuca sativa (garden lettuce), 1247 nucleotides long. RefSeq names its product GDSL esterase/lipase At5g45960. The record is from RefSeq and is a predicted model, not a curated record. NCBI's taxonomy places the organism in Eukaryota, Viridiplantae, Streptophyta, Magnoliopsida, Asterales, Asteraceae. Gene Ontology annotation, molecular function: hydrolase activity, acting on ester bonds.